GGGCAACACCCGGGUGGAGGAAGCCUGCGAGAUGUACACCAGGGCUGCCAACAUGUUCAAGAUCGCCAAAAACUGGAGCGCUGCAGGGAACGCAUUCUGCCAGGCGGCCAAGCUGCACAUGCAGCUCCAGAGCAAACACGACUCAGCCACCAGCUUUGUGGACGCCGGGAACGCCUACAAAAAAGCUGACCCACAAGAGGCCAUCAACUGCUUAAAUGCAGCUAUCGAUAUCUACACCGACAUGGGGCGAUUCACCAUCGCUGCCAAGCAUCACAUCACCAUCGCCGAGAUCUACGAGGCCGAACUGGUGGACAUCGAGAAGGCGAUCGCGCACUACGAGCAGGCUGCGGAUUAUUACAAGGGCGAGGAGUCCAACAGCUCAGCCAAUAAGUGUCUGCUGAAGGUGGCUGCCUACGCCGCGCAGCUGGAGCAAUACCAGAAGGCGAUAGAGAUCUACGAGCAGGUUGGGACAAACACGAUGGAUAACCCUCUGCUCAAGUACAGCGCGAAAGAGUAUUUCUUCAAAGCUGCUCUAUGUCACUUCAUUGUGGACGAGCUCAACGCGAAGCUUGCGCUCGAGAAAUACGAGGAAAUGUUCCCGGCGUUCACAGAUUCGCGAGAGUGCAAGCUAUUGAAAAAACUGCUGGAAGCCCAUGAGGAGCAGAAUAGCGAGGCAUACACCGAGGCG
Molecule: messenger RNA, 688 nt
Organism: Apaloderma vittatum (bar-tailed trogon)
Lineage: Eukaryota; Metazoa; Chordata; Aves; Trogoniformes; Trogonidae
Product: beta-soluble NSF attachment protein
Exons: 9
Biological process (GO): SNARE complex disassembly; regulation of synaptic vesicle priming; synaptic transmission, glutamatergic
Cellular component (GO): terminal bouton; synaptobrevin 2-SNAP-25-syntaxin-1a complex; vacuolar membrane
Molecular function (GO): syntaxin binding; soluble NSF attachment protein activity
Source: RefSeq, a predicted model, not a curated record